AUGAAACCCUUUGCUUUCCUUGUUACUCUUGUGGCCUUGAUCUCCUGUGCCUCCACCACCAGUGCCUUCACCACUGUCCACCAACAACGAUCACGUGCGAUGAUUGCUUCUUCCGUUUCGAGCAAGACCCAAGCCAACAUGUUUGUGGACUGGUCUGGUGGAGACCUUGCCAGCGUCCCUCCGGUUGCCAGCAUAUUUUCUCUUGUUGGAUUUGUUUCUAUUUGGGAACUUUUCGAUGAAGAUCGCAAGGCGAGCGUCAAGGGAGUCAAGGCUGCUCCUCCCGCGCCACCAGCCCCAGCUCCUGCUGCUGCUGCCGAGGAAUAA
This is a messenger RNA of Cylindrotheca closterium, 324 nucleotides long. NCBI's taxonomy places the organism in Eukaryota, Bacillariophyta, Bacillariophyceae, Bacillariales, Bacillariaceae. The record is from the annotation of a GenBank genome assembly.